Messenger RNA from Alternaria atra, 717 nucleotides. RefSeq lists its product as uncharacterized. The coding region runs from base 1 to 717 and encodes 238 amino acids. The record is from RefSeq and is a predicted model, not a curated record. Lineage: Eukaryota; Fungi; Ascomycota; Dothideomycetes; Pleosporales; Pleosporaceae. The transcript is spliced from 3 exons.
AUGUUUCAAUCUCUAUCAUCCGGCAUGGUCAUGGCUCUGCUGGCCACUCUGACAUUUGCGGCACCAGCGCCUUCCACAACCGAAAUUCAUUUUGUCGACAAGCGUGACGCUUCCUUCAACGACUUUGGCGAGUUCGACGGAUCAUCGUCCGCAAAGGGGUACACCGACGGUCAAGGAACGUACAUCAAGAGCGGCGACGACCACAGAUACGGUUUUGUGGGAACAGGCGAGCACUGCUGGACCGACUUCUUCGCAGUUACCAACCGCCUCCAGGCUCUGGACUGGAAGCGUGACGAAGCAUCCGUCGACUGCGCGAGCACCAGCUCAUGCACCAUCGAAAAGGUCGAUAGCGAAACCAAGUGCGCCUCCUGGAACCUCCAGGGCAGCAUUACUGUCGGCGCAGGCAGAGAUAUUUUGAGCAAAUUGCUGAGCAUUGGGGGCGAGGUCGGUCUUGAGGCUGGGGGUGGUGGAGAAUUCUGCACGACUGCUGAAGCGAAGAGCAGCUGCGAUUGGGAGGACAAGUUGUGUCAUCAGGCCUGGCGCUCGGAUAUGCAGAGAGUGCAUGAGGGAUACAUUCGCCGUCGUUGCGACAAGGGUGGCGACCAUACUGUGUGGAUGCACGAUUUGGAAGUCGUUGUUCCACAGAAAGAGACAAGGUUGGGUUGUGCUGCAAUUUGCACAGAUGUUACGUACCCCGACCCAGUGCCCGCUGUCUAG